This is a messenger RNA of Toxorhynchites rutilus septentrionalis, 547 nucleotides long. RefSeq names its product 60S ribosomal protein L44 (gene RpL36A). Gene Ontology annotation, biological process: translation. Bases 85 to 399 code for a protein of 104 amino acids. The transcript has 3 exons. Gene Ontology annotation, cellular component: ribosome; cytosolic large ribosomal subunit. NCBI's taxonomy places the organism in Eukaryota, Metazoa, Arthropoda, Insecta, Diptera, Culicidae. The record is from RefSeq and is a predicted model, not a curated record. Gene Ontology annotation, molecular function: structural constituent of ribosome.
GUCAUUUAGACAGUAGAUCUGCUUGACAGUUCUUGCUUCCUGUGCUCUCUUUUGGUUUGUGACUGAAUCGACGAGUACAUCAAAAUGGUGAAUGUUCCAAAGCAGCGUCGUACAUACUGCAAGAAGUGCAAGGUUCACCGUGUCCACAAAGUGACACAGUACAAGAAGUCCAAGGAACGACAGGCUUCCCAGGGUCGUCGUCGUUACGAUCGUAAACAGAAAGGUUUCGGUGGUCAAACUAAGCCCAUCUUCAGGAAGAAGGCCAAGACCACCAAGAAAAUUGUGCUGCGUAUGGAAUGUGUCGACUGCAAAUACCGCAAACAGGCCCCACUCAAACGAUGCAAGCACUUCGAGCUGGGCGGUGACAAGAAGCGAAAGGGACAAAUGAUUCAGUUCUAAGCGUUCGAUUGUUGCUUAUUUACUAUCCAACAACUGUAAUUUACAAGUAAGCAAAAAUGCGAUAAAAUCCGUUAUUACUGAAAAUGAAAUACUGAGGAAAUCACGUCACAGUAAAGAUUUCGAGUUUCGGAAGUAAUAAAUCGACAAA